AUGCCGCGCGUCCUGAUCCGAGGGUUUCGGGCCGCGACACUGGCCAAGGUCCUCGUCCUGGUCGUCGUGGGUGCGGUCCUCAUCUACCAGUGGCCGGUCGAGCGGCAGCUGCUGACCAUCGACGACGAUGCCCUCACCGACCUGUACUCGUCGACGCUGGCGCAGGUCUCCGCCGAGCACGAGAAGAUCCGCAUGCGCAUCAUCAACGAUGCAGGCUACGACCCCGAGCGAGCCGCGCGCGACCUCCUCGCCCCGCCCAAGUUUCCGAAGGGCAACUACACCCUCUCGCCCAGUUCGGAAGAGUACGUGAAGCGUCUCCAGUGGCAGCUGCAGGUCGCGAUGACCGACUCGCCGUAUCUCCGUGAGCUCCGCGCGACUGUCGAGAAGGUCGCGACGCAUCAGCACCCCCUCAUCGGCCGCUUCCCGCCAAACCUCAUCUCGACCGACAAGCUCGCAGGUUCAGGCAUCCCGGACCUGUUCCGUAUGUGGGCUGCCCUACUUCCCCUGCCGCUGGACGAGAGUCUGGCCGACCUCCUCCCCGAGGCGGAGUGGGCGGCGCCUGCUCGAGACGGCGCAGUGUGGAAAGUCGACGUCGCGGACGACCACCGUAUCAACGCGCAGAUGUCGAAGUGGAUUGGCGAGAGCAACAUCAUGUAUAGCAACGGUCCGUGGCCGACCAAGUGGAAGAAAAUGUCCGCGGCGCUGCGAGCGGAUAUCUACAGCAUGCUUUUCGAGGGAGGCGUGUAUGCGGACUCGGACACAUCGCCGAUAGCGCACCCGUAUUUGUGGGGUAUCGAGGCGCGCUCUGUGCUUCAUCCGGACCUGGAAGUCGUCGAGAGAAUUCUCAAGUCGCACGAGGCGGCCGACGCUAGCCACCGGAGAGUAUGGGAGAAGCGGUCACCUGUCGGGAAGGAGGAGAGGGCCGAGGGCGACAAGGCCGCAGACGGCAAGGAUACUGAGACUAAGGCCAAGGACGCCGGCAAGGAGAAGAAGGAGGUGAAGGAGGAAGUUAAGAAGGAGGAGCCGAAGCCGAAGGAGAAGGAGAAGAAGGCUGAAGACUGCGACGACAAGGACGCGGACGGCAAGUGUGCGCCGCCGAAGAAGUCAACACUGCCCAAGGGCCAGAAGCACAUUCCGGUCUACCACGGCCACCGGCGGACAGACGCGCGUGGACCGCCGUACGACCAGACCUCGCUGUUGAGCCCGGACAUCAAUGUCGUUGUGUCCAUUGCGUGGGACUCGGAGAGCACGAUCAAGCUGCGGCGGUGGACGCAGUGGUCGUUCGGACUCCUGAAGGACUCGGCGCGGCAGAGCGACUACGGCCGCAGUCUUCAGUUUGAGCGCUACGUGAUUGCUCCUUUCCAUCCGAUCUUCCUCGACACCGUGACGACGAUCGUGGACAUGGUGGACGCGGAGGGCGCGAGCGAGAACGAGCGGCUCGACGCGCUGUCUCUCAGCGGCACGGGCGUCUUUUCGGACGCAGUGCUGCGAUACCUCCUCGUGCGCUACGGCGUGACGCCGGACAAGCUGCGCGGUAUCCGCGGCCCUGUUCGCGUCGGCGACGUGCUCAUCCUGCAGGAGGGUGCGUUCCAGGCGCCCGAGUUCGCCAUCGACCGCAUGAUCGAGUACAUCCGGCAGUACUUCCCCAUGCUCCCCGGCUCGGGAUCGGUCAAGUACAUCCCCGGCGAGAACCUCUGGUACUGGGGGGCGGGGUACGAGACGUGGAAGACUGGCGGACGGCAGCUCGUCUUCCACGGUAUUUCCGAUAGGGACGACGUCGACAAGCAGGAGACCGAGUGGGAGGAGGAGGAGUAG
This is a messenger RNA of Trichosporon asahii var. asahii CBS 2479, 1815 nucleotides long. Its product is annotated as alpha-1,6-mannosyltransferase. Gene Ontology annotation, biological process: protein N-linked glycosylation. NCBI's taxonomy places the organism in Eukaryota, Fungi, Basidiomycota, Tremellomycetes, Trichosporonales, Trichosporonaceae. The record is from RefSeq and is a predicted model, not a curated record. Gene Ontology annotation, cellular component: mannan polymerase complex. Gene Ontology annotation, molecular function: alpha-1,6-mannosyltransferase activity. Bases 1 to 1815 code for a protein of 604 amino acids. The transcript is spliced from 4 exons.